Messenger RNA from Carassius carassius (crucian carp), 2293 nucleotides. RefSeq lists its product as uncharacterized. The record is from RefSeq and is a predicted model, not a curated record. Gene Ontology annotation, molecular function: tRNA binding; kinase activity. Lineage: Eukaryota; Metazoa; Chordata; Actinopteri; Cypriniformes; Cyprinidae. The transcript has 6 exons. Bases 19 to 2100 code for a protein of 693 amino acids.
GUGGCGAGUCGGUGUCGCAUGAGUCCCGAGGCGGCUCUCUGUGUUCUGAGCGGGUUACCGGCGGCCGGUAAAUCACGGCUGGCGCGGGAGCUACGGGAGCGCGCACAGGCGCGCGGAUGGAGAACGCUGCUCGUGACCUAUGACGAUCUGAUCCCCGCGGGCGACUGGCGGCAGUCUGAAUGGAAGCAGUACAGGAAGACUGUUCUGAUGUGUCUGGAGAGAUUCCUUCAUCAGACUCUCUCGGAUCAGACUCACACGCUCUCAGAUAAGACUCACACUCUCUCCGAUCAGACUCACACGCUCUCCGAUCAGACUCACACGCUCUCCGAUCAGACUCACACGCUCUCCGAUCAGACUCACACGCUCUCCGAUCAGACUCACACGCUCUCCGAUCAGACUCACACGCUCUCCGAUCAGACUCACACACUCUCCGAUCAGACUCACACUCUCUCAGAUCAGACUCACACGCUCUCCGAUCAGACUCACACGCUCUCCGAUCAGACUCACACGCUCUCCGAUCAGACUCACAGUCUCUCCGAUCAGACUCACACACUCUCCGAUCAGACUCACACACUCUCCGAUCAGACUCACACACUCUCCGAUCAGACUCACACGCUCUCCGAUCAGACUCACACUCUCUCCGAUCAGACUCACACACUCUCCGAUCAGACUCACACACUCUCCGAUCAGACUCACACUCUCUCAGAUCAGACUCACACGCUCUCCGAUCAGACUCACACGCUCUCCGAUCAGACUCACACGCUCUCCGAUCAGACUCACAGUCUCUCCGAUCAGACUCACACACUCUCCGAUCAGACUCACACACUCUCCGAUCAGACUCACACGCUCUCCGAUCAGACUCACACGCUCUCCGAUCAGACUCACACUCUCUCCGAUCAGACUCACACUCUCUCCGAUCAGACUCACACACUCUCAGAUCAGACUCACACUCUCUCCGAUCAGACUCACACUCUCUCAGAUCAGACUCACACGCUCUCCGAUCAGACUCACACACUCUCCGAUCAGACUCACACGCUCUCCGAUCAGACUCACACGCUCUCCGAUCAGACUCACACUCUCUCCGAUCAGACUCACACACUCUCCGAUCAGACUCACACACUCUCCGAUCAGACUCACACACUCUCCGAUCAGACUCACACGCUCUCCGAUCAGACUCACACUCUCUCCGAUCAGACUCACACACUCUCAGAUCAGACUCACACUCUCUCAGAUCAGACUCACACACUCUCCGAUCAGACUCACACGCUCUCCGAUCAGACUCACACACUCUCCGAUCAGACUCACACGCUCUCCGAUCAGACUCACACACUCUCCGAUCAGACUCACACACUCUCUGAGGCUGAUGGAGUCUGGAUGAGGUUUGAGCAGAUGCGGCAGCAGCAGAGCGUCUCUCACAUACACACACUCACACACUCGCAGCCGCUCGUGGUUCUGCUGGACGAUAACUUCUACUACCAGAGCAUGAGAUACCAGAUCCAGCAGCUGGCCAGGAAGUAUGGCGUGGGUUUCUGUCAGGUGUUUCUCCAGUGUCCGCUGCACGUGUGUCUCCAGAGGAACCGGUGCAGACCUCAGUCUGUUCCUGAUGAAGUUCUGCUGCAGAUGUGUGAGCGAAUGGAGCCUCCGAACGAGAUCAGAAACCCCUGGGAGCAGCAGAGCCUGACACUGGACAGCGCAGAUGACAUCGCAGACGAACACAUACAGAAGCUGAUGGACUUGCUGGUGUCUGCGCUGGAAAACCCUUUGAGCCCCGUCCAGGACGAGUCGCAGCAGAAGGAGGCUGACAGACGGCUCUGUGCGUCCAGCGCUCUUCAUCAGGCGGAUCAGACGUGCAGACGACUGGUUUCUCAGACGGUGGCUUCAGCUCGCGAAGGCCAGGCAUCUCCAGACGUGAUGAAGGCUCUGGCUAAAGCACUGAUCGAGCUGAAGACUGUGUUCCUGCAGGAGCUGAAGAAGGAUGUUCUCCAUCGUGUCUCAGUUUUCCCAGAGGAGCCCGUCGAUGUGGAGAAGCUUCUGGUGGACGUGUCUGCGGCGUUCCAGCGACGCUUGCAUGAGAUCCAGUGCAAACACACGACCGCUUGAAUCCUGAUAAUGAACUAAACUGUGAUGAAGUCGUGUAUAAGAUGUAACUUCUCAAUAUUCUUUCUGUAAAUGCAUCUGUCCACGACUUGUUGCUGAUUUUCUUUUAGAGAUUCAUGAAGAGUUUGUGAUAUUGAUUGUUUUUCUUUACAAAGAUUGCAGUUCUGUAUAUUAAAUGUUUAUUAAGUUCACAUGA